AUGCGGAAGACUUCUGCACGAACAAAUCCCACUCCUGCCUUCUUGAAUGUCGAACAGGCGCGAGAUGUUGAAGAAAGAGCGGACAUGCUUAUGGUGCCGGGAAUCGCGUAUCUGGACAUUGUUCAGGAAACCAAGGACCGUUUCCCCAACCAUCCCUUGUUCAUUUACCAAGUGAGUAGCACACUAUUGACUGAUAAAUUACAUUGA
Molecule: messenger RNA, 207 nt
Organism: Notodromas monacha
Lineage: Eukaryota; Metazoa; Arthropoda; Ostracoda; Podocopida; Cyprididae
Source: the annotation of a GenBank genome assembly